Rana temporaria (common frog) is the source of this 3043-nucleotide messenger RNA. It is a transcript of the gene DCLK1, whose product is annotated as doublecortin like kinase 1. Lineage: Eukaryota; Metazoa; Chordata; Amphibia; Anura; Ranidae. The coding region runs from base 265 to 2487 and encodes 740 amino acids. Gene Ontology annotation, cellular component: neuron projection; axoneme. The record is from RefSeq and is a predicted model, not a curated record. Gene Ontology annotation, biological process: protein phosphorylation; retina development in camera-type eye; photoreceptor cell development. The transcript has 17 exons. Gene Ontology annotation, molecular function: ATP binding; protein kinase activity; microtubule binding.
CUGGCUGUACAGGGUGGAUGGUGCUGGUGUGAGGAGGAGAGCAGCAUCUCAAUGAGGGCCGGGCUAAUGCAAAUCACUGCAAUAGCAGCAGAAGGAAAGCAGCUGCAGCCCAGACUCAGCAGAUCAGCAGCAGCUCAUCCAGUCCGGGGAGAUCUACAACAAAGACAGCACUCUGCCGGCAUAGUCACAAAGAACACAGCCUGUCCCCUUCACCCCCCUGCACACUGACAUAGGAGGACACAUCACCACACAAGAAUCCCUGCAAUGUCCUUUGGGAGAGACAUGGAACUCGAACAUUUUGAUGAGCGUGACAAAGCGCAAAGGUACAGCAAAGGGUCCAGAGCGAAUGGUUUGCCAAGCCCAACUCAUAGUGCCCAUUGCAGUUUUUACCGAACCCGUACUCUGCAGGCCCUGAGCUCAGAGAAGAAGGCUAAGAAAGUCAGAUUCUUCCGCAAUGGUGACCGAUAUUUCAAAGGGAUUGUCUACGCCAUUUCCCCGGAUCGCUACCGGUCCUUUGAGGCUCUCCUGGCUGAUCUGACCAGAACUCUUUCUGACAAUGUGAAUUUACCGCAAGGAGUGAGAACAAUCUAUACUGUGGAUGGAAAUAGGAAGGUUAUCUCCAUGGAUCAGCUUGUUGAAGGUGAAAGUUAUGUGUGCGGAUCCAUUGAGCCUUUCAAAAAAUUGGAUUACACAAAGAAUGUAAAUCCCAACUGGUCAGUGAAUGUGAAGACCACCGUCAGCCCUCGCUCAGGGCAGCCUCUGGCUUCCGCCAAGCCCAGCACCUCCGAUGGGAGAGAGGGCAAAGAUUUUAUCAGGCCCAAGCUUCUUACAAUCAUUAGAAGUGGGGUGAAGCCACGUAAGGCCGUCCGCAUUCUCCUCAACAAGAAAACAGCCCAUUCUUUUGACCAAGUUCUGACUGAUAUAACCGAUGCCAUAAAACUGGAUUCUGGAGUGGUAAAACGCCUCUAUACACUGGAUGGGAAACAGGUGAUGUGCCUUCAGGAUUUCUUUGGUGAUGAUGACAUUUUUAUUGCUUGCGGACCAGAAAAGUUCCGUUACCAGGAUGAUUUCUUGCUGGAUGACAAUGAAUGUCGGGUUGUUAAAUCUACUUCAUACACCAAGCUUCCAAAUAUACCACGUCGGAGCGCAACCAAGAGCCCGGGACCAUCCAGGCGCAGCAAGUCUCCUGCAUCAACUAGUUCAGUCAAUGGGACCCCAGGGAGCCAGCUUUCUACUCCUCGCUCUGGGAAGUCGCCAAGCCCAUCACCAACCAGCCCGGGAAGCCUGCGCAAACAGAGGGGCUCCCAGCACAGUGGCUCCUCUACCUCAUUAGCAUCCACCAAAGUGUGCAGUUCCAUGGAUGAAAGUGACAUCUUAGCAGAAGACUUUUUGGAUGAAGGGUUCCAAGUACCAGUGUCUAUAGCAGAAAGAUACAAAGUUGGAAGGACCAUAGGAGAUGGAAACUUUGCCAUUGUUAAAGAAUGUGUAGAAAGGUCAACUGGCAGAGAAUAUGCACUGAAAAUCAUCAACAAAAGCAAAUGUCGAGGAAAGGAGCAUAUGAUCCAAAAUGAGGUGUCCAUUCUGAGAAGAGUGAAGCAUCCCAAUAUAGUGCUGCUUAUUGAGGAGAUGGAUAUGCCAAAUGAACUGUAUCUGGUGAUGGAACUAGUAAAGGGAGGGGAUCUGUUUGAUGCUAUCACUUCUACUAACAAAUACACAGAACGAGACGCUAAUGGGAUGCUAUAUAACCUAAUGAGUGCCAUCAAAUACCUGCACAGCUUGAACAUUGUUCAUAGAGAUAUAAAACCUGAAAACCUGCUGGUGUAUGAACACCAAGAUGGAAGCAAAUCACUAAAGCUUGGAGACUUUGGACUGGCCACUGUGGUGGAUGGACCUCUAUACACUGUGUGUGGGACCCCAACAUAUGUAGCUCCAGAAAUAAUUGCAGAGACUGGGUAUGGAUUAAAGGUGGAUAUAUGGGCUGCUGGCGUAAUAACUUACAUCCUACUGUGUGGCUUUCCUCCAUUCCGUGGAAGCGGAGAUGACCAGGAAGUACUUUUUGAUCAAAUCUUAAUGGGACAAGUGGAUUUUCCAUCACCUUACUGGGAUAAUGUGUCUGACUCUGCAAAGGGACUAAUCACCAUGAUGCUGCAGGUUGAAGUAGACCAAAGGUAUUCUGCUCUGCAGGUUCUUGAACACCCAUGGGUCAAUGAUGAUGGUCUCCCGGAAAAUGAGUACCCACUGUCAGUGGCUGGAAAGAUAAAGAAGCAUUUCAAUACAGGUCCAAAGCCAAACAGCACUACAGCCGGAGUCUCCGUCAUUGCAACCACCGCUCUUGAUAAGGAGAGGCAGGUUUUCAGACGAAGACGCAACCAGGAUGUGAGAAGGCGUUUCAUGGCCCAGCCAGCUGCACCAGAACUCACUUCAGAAUCAGAGGACUAUUCACCAAGCUCAUCUGAGACUGUUCGCUCACCUAACUCACCCUUUUAAGGAAACACUUUAAAUCUUGGCUUAACCCUUCGAGACGUCAGAAUGGAAGCCGUUUAGAAAUCUGUUGUGGACAUUACAAUUUAUGAUGUUUCUAGGUGUGAAAGAGAGAGCAAGUAAGGCGGGUGAAAGCAUGAUAUCUUUUGGAUGUCUUCAGCACUAUAGGGUAAAUGUUUAUGUGUUAAAUUUACUGAUGAAUGGAUGACAAGGCUGCAAAAUUCCUGGCGGCCAAAUGCAGAGAGAGCAUAGGGUUGGCGCUCAGUAAAAUUGCGACCUUUGAGCAGAUAUGGAAACACGUUUGACUGUGAAAAAAUUUGUGAAAGAGCAGGUUAUAACACAGAGAUCCUUUUAUGACAUUCAAUAGUUCAGAGGUAAGUUUUGUUCAUUUAUUCACAGCUGAGGUAGGUCAUGAUGGGUUAUGGUUUUAAUGGUUCUAAAAAACAAUCAGAAUUGGAAAAGCUCAGACUCUGAGUGUAUGCAUGCUUGAACACAGAUAUAUCCUUAAAAAUACAGUUGCUAGAAUGGAUUUUUCACCUUCAUGUGCUUUAAUUUUUUUUUU